Messenger RNA from Sabethes cyaneus, 567 nucleotides. Its product is annotated as 60S ribosomal protein L34. The record is from RefSeq and is a predicted model, not a curated record. The transcript has 3 exons. Gene Ontology annotation, biological process: translation. Gene Ontology annotation, molecular function: structural constituent of ribosome. The coding region runs from base 68 to 463 and encodes 131 amino acids. NCBI's taxonomy places the organism in Eukaryota, Metazoa, Arthropoda, Insecta, Diptera, Culicidae. Gene Ontology annotation, cellular component: ribosome.
GAUAGUUUAUUUCUUUUUUACCGUCACUUUAGUUUUGGAUAGACACAUUUUGUGGAGCUAACUCAAAAUGGUGCAACGAUUAACAUUGCGACGGCGUUUGUCGUACAAUACCAAGUCUAACAAGAGACGUGUCGUUCGCACCCCAGGAGGUCGGCUUGUGUAUCUGUACGUAAAGAAGCAGCGUACGGUACCGAAAUGCGGCCAAUGCAAAGAAAAGCUAAGCGGAAUUAAGCCAUCCCGCCCAAGUGAGCGUCCGAGAAUGUGUCGCCGGCUGAAAACCGUCACCCGUACCUUUGGCGGAGUUCUCUGCCAUCGCUGUCUGCGCGAACGGAUCAUCCGUGCAUUCCUGAUCGACGAACAGAAGGUCGUCAAGGUUCUGAAGGCUCAGCAACUCGGCAAACCGAUUAGCAAGCCUCCGAAGAUACCGAAGGCACCGGCCACGACCGCAGCCAAGAGCAAGUGAACUGUUCGAUCGACUAGCUUGAGCCAAGUUGGAGUGUAUGCCGUGUAAUCUAUAAGAAAUAUUUCAAACAAGCUGUUUAAUAAAACUCGAACGGUCGAGAAACA